UUUAAUGAGACGGAAGUCAAACUUGUAGUCGUUGGGAUUCUUGUCAGUGACAUGACAAAAGAAACUGCAGUUUGAAAAUUAGACAGUAAUUCAAGUUUGAAAAGGCGGCAGAUUUGGCAGACUGAUUUGCAGAGAAGUUUCAGUCAGAAGCAGAAAGGAUGCAUGGCAGAGUGAAGGUAAAAACUACAGCUCAGCAAGAGGAGGAGAAAAGAAAGGAGCGAGAGAAGAAACUGAAGAUGUAUGUGGCCGCACGGGAUGCUUGCUUUUCUAAGAGGAAGGAGGGCGUUUGUGAUGAUGAGGCCCUCCAGUUGACUCAACAGCUGCUUUCUUCUAAUCCUGACUUUGGAACCCUGUGGAACUACAGAAGAGAGAUCCUCAUGCACCUGGACACUGUGAGGGAAAUGGAUGACAUGCAAAAGAUUUAUGAGGCCGAGCUGUCAUUUUUAGAGACUUGUUUGAAGGUGAAUCCAAAGUCCUAUGGCAGCUGGCACCACAGAGGUUGGGUCUCUGCCCGCCUGCCUCAGCCAGAUUGGGCCAAGGAGCUGCUCCUCUGCAAUCGCUGCCUUAGCCUGGAUGAACGCAAUUUUCACUGUUGGGACUACCGCCGGAUGGUUGUGAAGAUGUCUGGUGUGCCCGUGGAUCAAGAGUUGGAAUUUACUGACCGUCUUAUUGGUUCCAAUUUUUCCAAUUACUCCAGCUGGCACUACCGCAGUACCUUACUGCCACUCCUCCACCCAGAGUCCCCAGAGAACCCAUCGCCUUGUCAUAAGCCUCCCCAUUCCUCCCCUCCAACAUCUCCGCAAAUCCACUCUCAUCGAGUGUGUGAACAACAGCUACUCAAAGAAUAUGAACUUGUGCAGAAUGCCUUCUUCACUGACCCCAAUGACCAAAGUGCUUGGUUCUAUUAUCGCUGGUUGCUAGGCAGAGCAGAUCGUGAAGAGAUGAUAAGCUGUGUCUAUGUCAGUCGAGAAGAGGAGAGAGUGGCUGUUGCCUUCUCUCGGCCUGUCAAUGGACGGGGUGUUGGUCUUCAGCUGGUGCUUGAUGGUCAGAUCCAGCAAGUAGAGUGGAGGAGUGUUCACCCACGCUAUAAUCACAGCCCUGUCUUGAUCUGUGAUCUUACACCUGGAACAAUAAGUGACAUCACUAAUGAACACAACCUGACUGUGCACUGGACUGAAAAACAUACUCACAGAGAUUGUGCCCUUUAUACAGGUCGAAUUGAGAGUUGGUGCCGGGACUCUGCCACUGAUCGGGAACUUUUCAGGAGUGAACUCUCAGUGGAAAAGACAUCAGUGCUGCAAUCUGAGCUUCAGUCAUGCAAUCAGCUACUGGAACUGGAGCCUCAGAAUAAGUGGUGUUUACUGACCAUUAUCCUAUUGAUGAGGGCAUUAGACCCGCUUGGAUAUGAAAAGGAGAUGCUCGCUCAUUUCCAAACACUCAAAGAAGUGGAUCCCAUGCGUUGUGCUUAUUAUUGUGACCUGUGUAGCAAGUUUAUGAUAGAAAACACCAUCCUGAAAAUGGAGUAUGCUGAAGUGCGUGUCUUCAGUAUUUCUGAAAAGAACCUGACCACUUUAUGUCACCUGGACCAGCUGUUGUUGGUCACCCAUAUUAAUCUGUCAUCUAACUUGCUGCAGAGGCUGCCUCCUCAGUUUGCUCUCUUGCAGUGCCUGGAGGUCUUGGAGGCUGAUAACAACUCCAUAGAAGAUUUAGAAGGAGUGUGUUGCCUUCCCAAGAUAGAGGAAGUUCUCUUGAAGAAUAACCAAUUAUCUACACUGGCAGCUCUUCAGCCGCUGGCAUCUUGCCCAAAGUUGAAGCGUCUUGAUCUCCGUGGCAACCCUGUCACUCAGAUUGCCAACAUCAAGUCAGAAUUGGCUGCACUGAUGCCCUCGGUCACAGACAUUCUGCUCUGAUCAGUCACAGGGCAGCCAUCACCAUUUUUUUGUGACUUCUCCACUUUCUUGUGUGUGUUUAUCACGAAUCAAGAGCGAGUUUUUCAAGUAUCUUGAGUGCUUACAACACGUUUGGGUGAAUAUUAGUCACCCCCACCCUUCCUGAGGGUCUGAAUACUUGACACAUCAGUGAAAAUAUGUCCUUUAACUUCAUCAGCAAGUCUACAUGUUGAAAUGUGUAAUAAUAUUGUCUGUGUUUAAUUGUGUAUGCAUAUGGAUGUGAUUAAUAUAACACAGCCAAAUGCAUGCAAAAAAAUAGAGUAAAUAGACUGUACAUGUAGAGGUGUGUAACAAGCUCACUGCUUCUGUAAGUCCAAUGUUUAAAGAAAAAACAUGACCCUUGUUAUCAAAAAGUUAUUCAGAACAAUAUGUAGUUCACAUCCACAUUUAAAAAACACAUUGACUCAGUACUGUUUACAGGAAGUCAAACAUAACAUAAAAACACACACAUUGUGUCACUACCUUCCACCUAAUAGUGCAUAUUAUCAUCUCUUGCUAAUGCAUAAUCUGUCCAGUAGGUGCCUUUUCUGAGUUAAUGUGGUGUAUUUUUUUUUUUUAAUCCCCAAACAUCAGGUUGUUGUUGGUUUUUCUUAUGCAUGAGAUUGAUAGAUUAAGUGAGACAGGCUGACAGAACAUUAGUAAUGCUGGACUUUACCUGAACUUGUACGCUUUAUCUUUCAUACUGGCUUGGACUUGAGCAUUGAUGCGCCCAUUUGUGCAUUUCAGUGCAUUUUCACACUUAAAAAACAGUUAUUAAUUACUGAUAACUAUGUACUUGGCAAUUGCUGCUGUAGUUCUUGCCAUUAUGUGGAUUGUUUUGAGGCAGGGAUGGUGGUUACUUGGGGAAGCCAUUUGCUUUUCAUUCACAGCCAGGAAUGGAUCCAUCACCGCCAAGGCUGAGCCAGUAUCAGAGACCAAACCUAUGUCAUGUUCAUAUAAGGUCUAGCUUUACUAAUGUCUCCAGUCAGGUACAUAAAUAUUUGGACAGUGACACAAUUUUUUUUUAAUUUUCCUUUGUAUACCACUAUAACAGUUAAAAUUAAACCCUCAGUAUGAAAACUUUCAGGUUUAAUUCAAGACGUUUUACAAAAACAUACUGCAUUAAUCAUUUUGAAAUGAUGAUGUUUGUAUACAUUGUGUUUUUAUUUGAACUAAAUGGGAAUUAUUUUUAAUACAAAGCAAUUUCACAACCAAUAUUCUAUAGACAGGUCAGGGGACUGAUAAACUUUUUCCAAUUUACUGAAUAUGACCUCAUUUACAACAAUCAUUAAGAAAUGCACACAUUAGUGGUACUGUUUGGUAAAUCUGUCUGUAGUCAGCAGUUAAAAAAAUGAAAAACUAGAAGAAUAAGAUUCAUAAUAUUGUUUGUAUUUCUUAAUGAUUGAAGUAAAUGAAGUCCAAGAAAUAUUCUGUGAUGUGGAAAUGUUUGUGUCCAUCUGGUAACUUAUCUAAUGUCCAGUGGGGAUAAAAGUGGUGAUUUAUAUUCAAAAUAAUCCUUCAAUUUAGUUUGUCCAAGUAUUUGUGGCCUCUGAAAUUGGAAGCACUGUGUAUAAAAAUUCCAAAAUGAUAGAUAUUUUUGCAAAACCCCUUCUGUUAAAGCUAAGUGUCUCCAUUAAAAGUACAAACUGAGUGGUUUAUUUCAUCUCAGGUGGUGGUGUACUACAGAAGUAGCUGUCCAAAUACUUGUGGCCCUGAUUACAUCAACUAAUUUUGAGCUAAUGUGUCUUGUCAAAUUUGGUAUAGUUGUUGCCUUUAUCAGCAUAUUAAUAUGAAUAGUUGGCAUCAAGCUAGCGUUGCUAAGGGUGUUGCAAAGAAAUUACUUUGUACUUCAACUGGUCUAUUGUGUACUUCUCCUGAACAUGUUUAAAGACAUUUUGCCAAGCAUUUUUGGAAAGUGUUAUGGCAGUUUAUCCCUUUCCACAGGACUGACAGGACAACAGAAAGCUCUGCCAGUUGCAAACUACAAAUUUUUAAACAGUGGCCUACAUUAGUUUGCUGAAAAGUGUCUUGAGUCCGGAGGUGUACGUGCUUUUGAUCUCUAACUAUGUACUAUAGGCACAAAUGUUGGCAAGAUGUCUUAAGAAUGCCUUCUCUGAUUCAGAGCUCUCUGGUACAUUCAGCCUAUGAAUAGGAAGAACUGAUUUGAUUGUUGUGUUGUUUUGUUUUUUGGUGAAAGAUUUAGUUUAGCGUUUAAUGUCAAAUUUACAGUUCCAUGCCAAUAUACAGGAAUAUAUGCCUAGUUUUAUGAAAAGCUCCUUGAUUAUUGCUGUUUUUUUUUUGUUGUUUUUUUUUUGGCAUUUGGGAACUCAGCUGUUUCAAAGUACAUGUAACAUUUUCUGUACUCUGAAAUGUGCUAGUGGCAUUGCUAGGCUUUCUGAGCACUGUUUUUUGUGGAAUUUAUUCAAUUUUCUGUGAUGCACAAGUAUCAGGAAAAAGUGAUGUUUCAAUGUUGUGCCAAGUACAGCAUUGAAGACAAAAUAAAUUUAG
This is a messenger RNA of Thalassophryne amazonica, 4436 nucleotides long. It is a transcript of the gene rabggta, whose product is annotated as Rab geranylgeranyltransferase subunit alpha. The coding region runs from base 159 to 1910 and encodes 583 amino acids. Gene Ontology annotation, biological process: protein geranylgeranylation. Lineage: Eukaryota; Metazoa; Chordata; Actinopteri; Batrachoidiformes; Batrachoididae. Gene Ontology annotation, cellular component: cytoplasm; Rab-protein geranylgeranyltransferase complex. The record is from RefSeq and is a predicted model, not a curated record. Gene Ontology annotation, molecular function: protein binding; Rab geranylgeranyltransferase activity; zinc ion binding. The transcript is spliced from 17 exons.